AUGGCGUACGACCCGUGCGACCAUUCCGUGUGUGUCCGCUCGGAGCCUGAGUACGGCACCAUCUGGGUGGACGCCGACCGAGUCUCGACCGACAGUUCCCACCAGGGCCGCGGGGUCAUGCCUGGGGACCUCAUCCGGGCCUCGGUCAAGGUCGACAUCGUGCGGCCCACGGACGUGGUGGCACUGACCGUUCAAUACCGCGUCAUGCAGCGGACGAGGUGGACGGUGACGGUGCACACAAGUGCGGGGAACGGGCGCAGCCGCACGGAGACGCACUACAUAUCCGGGAAGUGCGUGAUGUUUGCGUCGGAGGACCAGGCCAUCAUCGGCCCCGGGUCGAGCACGCCGUCGAUGCACCUGGCCGCGGGGCAGCACAAGUUCGCGCCACUGGCCUUCGAGAUCCCCGACAACAUGCCGCCGACGUACUGGACGAAGCACUACGGGGACUUCGCGAGCACGCCGGGGUUCAAGCUGUCGCACGAGAUCGGCGUGAAGCUCCAGACGAAGAAACUGACUUUGUUCCCCAAUUUGAAAGGAAAAGCGAAUCUGAUUGUGCACCGGCCCUUGAAGGACCAGGCGCCCCAGGACGCGCCGAACAACCAGCCGUGGAUCAAGAAGUCCUACAUGGAUCUUGCCGUCGGCCCCUCCCACAUCCCGCCGCCCCUGUUCCGCCCCGCCGCGCUGGUCGGAGGGCAGGAGUCUCACGACGUGACCCUGACCAAGUCGAGCACGUUCGCGUGCCUGAGCUGCUGCUCCUGCGCGCAAGUGGGGGAGCUGCGCCUGACGCUGUCGGUCAGCCACGCAAGGGACCACGAGACCGAUCCGCUGCGGGGCGUGAUGGACGCGAAGCUCGUCAUCGAGAACCACACCAAGGACGCGACGCUGCUGCAAGCGAAGCUGGCGCUGCUGUACACGGAGCGCUUCCACGGAGGCGACAGGACGAUCAGCGGGGACCCGCUCGGCCACGCGAGCGGCAAGGAUGUCGAGAAGGGCGACAGGAAGGACCACGGCAGCGCCUUCGCGUUCGACUGUCCGAAGACCAUGGCGCCCCUCGAGGACGACGAGUACCGACGGCAGUUCGUCGACGGGUUCCGCGUCCCUCCCGGACAGACCGCGGCCGUGCGGUUCCAGAUCCCGAUCGGUCCGCUGGCGGGGCGCGACGUGAUGCAGACGAAGCUGUACUCCAGCCGAUUCGUCGUGGCGGUGCGGUGUUCGGACCUGGCGGUGGUUCCCGCCAAGUACGGGAUCUUCGGGAAAGAGGCGCUGCUCCUGGACCCGUUCAAAGACUGA
This is a messenger RNA of Pedinophyceae sp. YPF-701, 1290 nucleotides long. The record is from the annotation of a GenBank genome assembly. Lineage: Eukaryota; Viridiplantae; Chlorophyta; Pedinophyceae.